UCCACUUGCAUGUUUGCAAGGUGAUGGUGUUAUAAACAGUGGGCGUAGAAGGCCACCGCGAUGUCCCUCUUUCGCAAGAGCCCCAAGAGCCCCCAGGAGGUGUCCAAAGCCCUCAAGGAUGCUCUCACGGCACUCGAACGGUCUGACAAAAAGGCUGAAAAGGUCAGUGGAAAAGGCAAGAAGGAUGUUGCUCAGAUAUUUAACAACAUUCUGCGGAGGCAAAUAGGAAUCCGAUCCCCAACAGUGGAGUACAUCUGUACUAAACCUGAGAUUCUCUUUACUCUAAUGAAAGGAUAUGAACACCAAGACAUUGCUCUACACUGUGGCACAAUGCUGCGAGAGUGUGCCAGGUAUGAGGCUCUUACACGAAUUAUUCUGUACAGUGACGACUUCUAUAACUUUUUCAAGUAUGUGGAAGUGUCAACCUUUGACAUCGCAUCUGAUGCCUUUUCUACGUUUAAGGAACUCCUGACAAAACACAAGAUGUUGUGUGCAGAGUUCUUGGAACAGAAUUAUGACCGAGUGUUCACACAGUAUGAGCAUCUUCUAAACUCGGAGAAUUACGUGACUCGUAGACAGUCACUCAAGUUACUUGGGGAACUUUUAUUAGACAGACAUAAUUUUUCUGUGAUGAAACGAUACAUCAGCAACCCUGAUAACUUGAAACUGAUGAUGAUAAUGUUAAAGGAGAAAUCCCGCAAUAUCCAGUUUGAAGCCUUCCACGUGUUUAAGGUCUUUGUAGCCAACCCCGACAAGCCCCGACCCAUCUUGGAAAUCCUCUUACGGAACCAGGACAAGCUUGUCGAGUUCUUGACGCGCUUCCACACAGACCGCUCCGAAGACGAGCAGUUCAAUGACGAGAAAGCUUAUUUAAUUAAGCAGAUUAAGGAACUGAAACCUCUUCCCCCGGACCAGUAGUAAUAGUGAACUAGAAGAAUUGAGUGGCAGCGAUGGGAGUAGCUUGGGCAAAGUCUGGGCUGCUGUUGAUUGAGCCACGUCAUUCGCACUGAGAGGCUCAUGAUAUAAGAGGAGCUCCCUUCAGAAAUAUGACAAACACCCAGUCUUGCCCUUCAAUCAGUAAUUUCAACAUUGUUUAGCUUCCUCUAUAUUAUGCCUUAGAGAUCCUCAAGCCCUGCUAAGGGGUUACCUGAGGGAUUGCUCAUAGCACGACCCUUCAUA
This is a messenger RNA of Penaeus monodon (black tiger shrimp), 1179 nucleotides long. It is a transcript of the gene Mo25, whose product is annotated as protein Mo25-like. The record is from RefSeq and is a predicted model, not a curated record. NCBI's taxonomy places the organism in Eukaryota, Metazoa, Arthropoda, Malacostraca, Decapoda, Penaeidae. Gene Ontology annotation, biological process: intracellular signal transduction. Gene Ontology annotation, molecular function: protein serine/threonine kinase activator activity.